AUGGCUAGUUUGAAAGUUUUUUCUUUUGCUUUGCUCAUUGUUCUCACUUUCUCAGUUAUUGGUAUGAUAUAUAAUGUAGAGAGUGGUGGUUCUUUGUGUUGUAAUAGCCACCCAAAAUUUGGAAAGUGCAACACAAACAAUGACGAGCAGAGAUGCAACCGUUGGUGUCACAAUGGAUGCGGCAAUGGAAAAGGCGGUUACUACAAAUCUAUGUCUCACGGGGGACAAUGCCACUAUUAUUGUUAACUCACAAUUAAGAAACAUUAUGCAUGCUUUAAUGUGUUUGUUUGAUUACUAACACAUAUAUCAGUAUGAAUAUCACG
Molecule: messenger RNA, 323 nt
Organism: Arabidopsis thaliana (thale cress)
Lineage: Eukaryota; Viridiplantae; Streptophyta; Magnoliopsida; Brassicales; Brassicaceae
Product: Defensin-like (DEFL) family protein
Exons: 2
Coding region: 1-246 (81 amino acids)
Biological process (GO): defense response to fungus
Cellular component (GO): extracellular region
Source: RefSeq, marked reviewed